CAGCAGGUGAGUGCGCGAGAUCAACAGAAGAAGCGCUCGUUUCCGUGAAUCGCGCGGUUCUCCAGGAACGUGCUUUCUUCGUGUGGAAGUUGCCCAGUCAGAAUUUCCUCAGGUUGUGUUUUUGGCCCUCGCUCGUUCGGGCCCUUGCUGCCUUCUUUUCUCCUUCACCUUUUUAUUUUCUUUUACUUCUUUUUGUCUGCUGAUGUUUCACCUAUGAAGCUGCCUGUACUGUAGCAGCUGAAUCAAUGUGUGUUGGAGGGUCAAAGCUCAUCUAUAGACAGAAGGCACAUUUAAAGAGACCAUGAGCACAGCAAAGCCCAGCGGGCUCAAAGCGCCCAGCAAAAUCGGCAAAACAGUCGCCACUGGGGUCACAAAAACAUCCUCCUCUGCGGGUGCCCCUAAACCAACUCCAAGUGACAAAUCCUCACCUGAAGCACAAGAUGUAGGAGAGGAGUAUAAAAUUGGUGAUCGGGUCUGGGUGAAUGGCAACAAGGCGGGCGUCGUUCAGUUUCUCGGAGAUACCCAGUUCGCUCCAGGGCAGUGGGCUGGCAUUGUGCUGGAUGAGCCGAUCGGGAAAAAUGAUGGCUCUGUAUCGGGGGUGCGCUAUUUUCAGUGCGAAGCCUUAAAGGGUAUUUUCACACGCCCCUCCAAACUCUCCCGCACAGAAGGGGAGGCUAACGGGACGACGACGGCCCCUCCGUCUCGUGCAGCAUCACCCACACCCUCCACGGCAUCAGCCACGGCAUCAGCCACGGCUUCAACCAAGAAACCUGCCACGACCACCAAAACGGCGGCACCACCCUCUGAGCUGGUGCGCUCAAAAAGUGAAUCGGUAUCAAAUCUAUCAGAAACCGGUUCGGUCAAGAAAGGUGAACGAGAGCUAAAGAUCAAUGACCGGGUGCUGGUUGCUGGCUCAAAAGCUGGUGUGGUGCGAUUCUUAGGUGAAGCAGAUUUUGCUAAGGGUGAAUGGUGUGGCGUUGAGCUGGAUGAGCCCUUGGGAAAGAAUGAUGGUGCUGUGGCUGGAACCAGGUAUUUCCAUUGUCAGCCCAAGUACGGUCUCUUUGCACCAGUGCACAAGGUGACUCGCAUUGGUUUCCCCUCCACCACGCCGGCCAAAGCGAAGGCGACUGCGCGGAAGACAUCGACCACGCCAUCAGGACUGAAGCGCAGCCCCAGUGCCUCCUCCAUCAGCUCCAUGAGCUCAGUCGCCUCAUCCGCUAGCUGCAAGCCAAGCCGAACCGGGCUGCUGACGGAGACGUCCUCGAGGUACACGCGGAAGAUCUCGGGCACAACGGCCCUUCAGGAGGCCCUUAAGGAAAAACAGCAACACAUUGAGCAGCUCCUCGCUGAACGUGACUUGGAGCGAGCUGAAGUUGCCAAGGCAACCAGCCAUGUGGGUGAAGUGGAGCAGGAGCUGGUGGUGCUGCGGGAAGGCCAGGAGCAGUGUGUGUUGGAGAUGGAGGCUAAAAUGGAUCAGCUGCGAGUGCUGGUGGAGGCCGCAGACAGGGAAAAAGUGGAGCUUGUAAACCAGCUGGAGGAGGAAAAGAGAAAGGUGGAGGACCUGCAGUUCCGGGUGGAAGAAGCUUGCAUUACCAAAGGAGAUUUGGAGACGCAGACGCGACUGGAGCAUGCCCUCCUAAAGGAGCUUGAGCAGAGUCUGCUUUUUGAAAAGACCAAAGCUGAGAAACUUCAGAGGGAAUUGGAAGACUCUAGGGUGGCCACGGUCUCUGAGAAGUCCCGUAUCUUGGAGUUAGAAAGGGAUCUCGCCUUGAGAGACAAAGAGGUUGCUGCCCUCCGCAAGCCACUGGAAGUUGUACCUGGACAGGAUGGAGUUACCGAGGACUCCACCGCAGCAUUGCUCCAGGAGGAGCUACGUUCCCUUCGCACACAGUUGGCCGACCAGAGCGCCAGUCACCAGGCCGAGCUGUCCGCCCUGCGUGAGACGCUUGAGGCCCGAGAGAAGGGACAUGGUGAGGCCUUGAUACAGCUCCAAGAAGCAUCAGGACGUUUGGCGAAGGAGAACGAACGACUUUGCGUCCGCCUAGCAAAGGCCGAAGAAGACAACGUGAACGCCAUUGAGCAGUGGCGUGCCAAACUGGUGUCAGUCGAGGCCUCGCACCAGAAUGUCUUAGAGGAGCUGAAGACCUCCUCGGGAGCAGGCCAUGCCGAGCUGAUUGAACAGCGAGCUGCUCUGGAGCGGUUGAAAGCGUCACACCAACUGGAACUAGAGGAGAUAUCCAACAAGCGUGCUGCUGAAGCCUCAGGGUGGGCCGGUCAAACCAAAGAGCUCCAGAUGCAGCUGCAGAGGGUUACGGAGGAGAAGGAGCGACUGGAGGACUCGCUACACACCAAUAUUGAGAAAACCGAGGAGCAGCACCUGGUCGAAAUGGAGGACGUCUUGGGAAAGCUGCACACUGCUGAACUCAGGGUAAAAGAGUUAGAGGAGGAGGGGGGUAAGGUGGGCCAGCAGUUGGAGGAGAAGGUGCGAGAAGCUAAGGAGAAACAUGAAGCCCUUCAGGCGCUGCAGUCGCAGCAUAGUGAAGGUAAUCAGGAGAUGCAAAAACUGUUGGCCCAGAUAGAGGAGGCAACGGCCAAAGCCAAAUCCCACGAGGAGAAGGUUGUUGAGUUGAAUUCAGUACUCGAGGACAAAGCUCAAAAGUUGAGUGACCUGUUGCAAGAAAAGGGCUCUUUGGAGAAUGAAGUUAGUGUGCUGAAGCAGACUCUGGAAACGGCAUCGAAUGACCAAGCCAAAUCUUCUCAAUCUAAUCAAGAGUUACGUGAGGAGCUCAGGAAGAAAGAGGAACAAUGCACAUCGCAGUCUACUGAAUUACAGGAGAUCAAGAGUCAACUAGCUGGAUUACAGAGAAAUUUGAAGGCGAGUGAAGAAAAGCUAGACAUGUUGACCAAAGACAAGACCAAACUUGAGAAUGACAUCAUGGAUAUGAUGAAGUCAUCGGGAGACAGUUCUGUCCAGCUAACAAAGAUGCAAGAGGAAAUCAACCAGAAGGAAAGAAGACUAGAAGAGCUUCAGAACCAGCUGACAGAGCAGAAUGAAAAGACAGCCAAAGCAGAGGAACGCUGUUCACAAGCACAAGUCCAGGCUGAGAAAGAAGCUAAGGAGAUCUCUGAAAGGCACCAAAGAGAGCUUAACAGCCUACAGGAGAAAAUCCAGCUACUGGAGAAGAAUGUUGAAGAACAUCAAGCUAAAACCAAAGACGCAGAUGCUUCGAGAGAGAAAGCUCUUGCAGAUGCAACAGAUCGCCAUUCAAAAGAAAUACAGGACUUAAAUGCUCAACUUGAAAAAGUCAAGCAGGAGCUCUGUGUGUCUCAGGACGAACGUGUGGAGUUAAAGAAACAGCUUGAGGAAUUGAUGCCCUUUAAAGAAAAAGCUGAGGUCACAGAGAGAGCGGAGCAGGCUGCACAGGCAUCACUGGAGAUCUUAACCCAGCAGAACAGUCAGCUGAACAAAGAUAAAUCUGAGGCUGAGACGCUGGUGACACAACUGAAGAACACCGUGCAAGAAUUACAGUCCAAGCUGGAUGGUGUUAGCGAGCAGAACUCACAAUAUCAAGAGAAACAGAGUUCAGACAGUGAGAAGAUCAACAGUCUCAAUGCAGAAAUCGAGACACUGAAACAGGCCGUUUGUGAAGGAACGGAGACGGUGGAGGCUCUGAAGAAAGACAAUGAGAAACUGACAUUACAACUCGCCAGCAGUCAUAAAGACAGCGACAUUCUGUUAAAUCUGAAAACAGACUGUGACCGACUAAACGAUCAACUGAAGGAGAUGAAAGUGAGGGAAAACACAUUAAAAAGCGAAUCGGAGAAGGAGAAAUCUUCACUUCAGCAAUCUCUCCAAACACAGAGUGCCUUGGUUUCAGAGAAAGACAGUGAAUUAAACUCUCUGAGACAACAGCUGGAUGGUGUAAAAGAGCAGAACUCACAGUAUCAAGAGAAACAAAGUUCAGACAGUGAGAAGAUCAACAGUCUCAAUACAGAAAUCGAGACACUGAAACAGGCCGUUUGUGAAGGAACUCAGACGGUGGAGGCUCUGAAGAAAGACAAUGAGAAGCUGACAUCACAACUCGCCAGCAGUCAUAAAGACAGCGACAUUCUGUUAAGUUUGAAGAAAGAGUGUGAAAACCUCAAUGAUCAACUGAAGGAGAUGAAAGUGAGGGAGAAAACUUUAACAAGUGAAUCGGAGAAGGAGAAAUCCUCACUUCAACAAUCUCUCCAAACACAGAGUGCCUUGAUCUCAGAGAAAGACAAUGAAUUAGACUCUCUGAGACAACAGCUGGACGGUGUAAGGGAGCAGAACUCGCAGUAUCAAGAGAAACAGAGUUCAGACAGUGAGAAGAUCAACAGUCUCAAUACAGAAAUUGAGGUUUUGAAUCAGACAGCCGCUGAGAAAACCCAAGCGGUGGAGGCUUUGAAGAAAGAGAAUGAACGACUGACGGUGGAGCUCACCAGUAGCCAUAAAGAAAGCGACAUUGUGUUAAAUCUGAAAAAGGAGUAUGAAAACCUCAAUGUUCAAUUGAAGGAGAUGAAAGCGAGGGAGAAAACUUUAACAAGUGAAUCAGAGAAGGAGAAAUCUUCACUUCAACAAUCUCUCCAAACACAGAGUGCCUUGAUCUCCGAGAAAGACAAAGAAUUAGACUCUCUGAGAAAUGAGCUCACAAAGGAGUGCGAGACCCUCAAAGAUAAGCUGAAGGAGAUAAAAAUGAGGGAAAACACAUUAAAAAGUGCAUCAGCGAAGGAGAAAUCUUCACUUGAACAAUCUCUCCAAACACAGAGUGCCUUGAUCACAGAGAAAGACAAAGAAUUAGACUCUCUGAGAACACAGAUGGCAGGUUUGCGUGGUACAGUACAGGUUCUGCAGUCUUCUGAGAAGUCUUACGAAGUUGAGAAGAUUCAGCUGCAGGAACGAGUAAAAUCUCUUGAGAAGAAUCUAGCAGAUGCUCAUAUCGGCAGCCAGGGAGACGCCUCAUCAGAUGAUUCUGUCCUGAAUCAGUGGAGGGAAGCAAAGGAGAACUCGGAGCGUCAGAUUGAAUUCUUAAACUCCGUUAUCGUGGAUCUGAAGCGGAAGAAUGAGGAACAAAAAUCUAAACUAGAGAAGAUGGCUGAAGCGGCACUUAAUGGAAACAAUGCAGCUGAAACAGAGACUCAUAACAGUCAUGCUGAGGCUCCGACGAAGAAAAAACCACCUCCCCGCCUCUUCUGUGAUAUCUGCGAUUGUUUCGAUCUACACGACACGGAAGACUGUCCCACCCAGGACCAGAUGCUCGACUCCCCACCUCACACCACCUACCAUGGCAGUCCCAACGAUGAAAGACCUUACUGUGACAUCUGCGAGGUCUUCGGCCACUGGACAGACGCCUGCAACGACGAUCAAACUUUCUAGACUCGCGCUUUUACACUUGCAAUACUGUACAUGCCUUGAAUCAGACAGUGCACAAGAGACUUCGUAAACAUUUGUCUGGCUUGUUUUCACUUCCGCGUUUACCCUCAAGCCUAAAUCUUCAGUCACUUUAUAGCCAGCACCUAUACUUUAAUCUAUGGCAGUUUUUAACCUGCCUCUGUUGCACAGAAAAUGACUGUUAGGAGGAAAAAUGGAGGUUAAAGAAGUAGUUCACACAAAAUGACCGUCAUGGUGUAGUCAUUUACUCUCUUUCAGAUACGACUUUCUUUUUUAGGAGACAAAAGGUUAUUUAAUGGAUAUGCGGUUGGUUUAGUACAAUGGCAGUCAAUUUUGACUCGCUUUAAUGCUUAUUAAGCUUAACAAGGGCUGUAUGUGAUGGUCUACGUGGAUGUUGGUGAAAAAUGUCUCUAUUUUUAAGCCAUUUCCAAGUUGCCAUGACACCUCAUUACAUCACUUUUGUUGUCUAUUCAAAAGUGCAAUUUCAUUUAUUUUGUGCUUGUGAAACCGAAUGGUUUUGUUGGAAACCCCAAAAUUAAAGUUUUGAAGAAAUGAUCAGUGGGUCACUUUAAGCAUUAAAGUAUGGUCAAAUGUACUGCCAUUGUAUUGAAUAAUGUUUAAUUUAUCUUGUUUUGUGUUUUGAAAAAGAAAAGUCGCAAGGUUUGGAACGACCUGAGGGUGAGUAAUGACACAACUGUUUCUUUAAAGUCACAGGGUUCCUUGUGUUAAACACUCGGUUUUUAUUAGGGUGAAAGUUGAUGAAGAUGACUGUAGUCUUGACUGUUUGGUUUUUGGCUUGUAGUUUUUGGGUUUGUAUUGCUGACCUCUAGUGGAAAGGGUUAUUUGCCUUCUCAACGGGCUUUUGCACAGCGAAAAGAAUUUGGUGUAAAGACAUUAAAAGAGAUAAUGUUGUUUUAGCUUUGUGAAUAAUUCAUUCUAAAGAAAAAGUUAUAAAUAAAGUAAAUAAAUUAAACAAAAGGAGUACAUAAGUAUGUUUCAGAAUUAUUCUAGGUGUAAUUUUAAAUAUUUUGCACCAACCAUUUCUUUUUUUGUUUUUGUUGUUACUUUAGUUCAAGACGUGUUGAAUGACUGUGUACGAUAUGAAGACUGACUGCCUUUAGUUAUGUCAGCAUUUGUGUGUCUUUGUGUUAUGUUUGUGAGACAUGUAUAUGUAUAAAGGUCAUAUGAAAGAGAAAUUUAUGGAACUAAACAACAUUGAAUAUCUUUUAGUGCAAAUAUAAAUUCUUUGUUUUAUGUGUGAAUGUCUGACACCGAAGAGCUUUUUAAUAUCUUGUCUGCGGGUAAUUGAGGGCUAUUUGUCUAUACUCUUAUCCAUGACUUGUUUUGGAAAAUGAAACUACUUGAAGAUUGAGACGGUCAAAAUAAACGCAUUGUUUUGAAAUA
Molecule: messenger RNA, 6817 nt
Organism: Paramisgurnus dabryanus
Lineage: Eukaryota; Metazoa; Chordata; Actinopteri; Cypriniformes; Cobitidae
Gene: clip1a
Product: CAP-GLY domain containing linker protein 1a
Biological process (GO): positive regulation of microtubule polymerization; cytoplasmic microtubule organization
Cellular component (GO): nucleus; cell cortex; microtubule plus-end
Molecular function (GO): microtubule plus-end binding
Source: RefSeq, a predicted model, not a curated record